Messenger RNA from Delphinapterus leucas (beluga whale), 3166 nucleotides. Lineage: Eukaryota; Metazoa; Chordata; Mammalia; Artiodactyla; Monodontidae. The record is from RefSeq and is a predicted model, not a curated record.
GAAGGGUUCACCGAAAGUUCACUCGCAUAUAUUAGGCAAUUCAAUCUUUCAUUCUGUGUGACAGAAGUAGUAGGAAGUGAGCUGUUCAGAGGCAGGAGGGUCUAUUCUUUGCCAAAGGGGGGACCGGAGUCCCCGCGCGAGCCGCCUGAGGACGGGGAUGCCGAGGACGCGCGCGAGCCGGGCAGGGCUGGUCUGGGCACCGUCCGGGUAGGAUCCGCACCGCAUUCCGAAGGCUUUUUGCAGGCGUCUGCCUAGAAGGAGAACUUGGGCUCUUUCUGGGAACCCCCCGCCCUGGCUGGAUUGGCCGAGCAAGCCUGGAAAAUGGUAAAUGAUCAUUUGGAUCAAUUACAGGCUUUUAGCUGGCUUGUCUGUCAUAAUUCAUGAUUCGAGGCUGGGAAAAAGACCAACAGCCUACGUGCCAAAAAGGGGGCAGAGUUUGAUGGAGUUGGGUGGACUUUUCUAUGCCAUUUGCCUCCACACCUAGAGGAUAAGCACUUUUGCAGACAUUCGGUGCAGGGGAGAUCAUGUUUGACUGUAUGGAUGUCCUGUCAGUGAGUCCUGGGCAAAUCCUGGAUUUCUACACUGCGAGCCCGUCUUCCUGCAUGCUCCAGGAGAAAGCUCUCAAAGCAUGCUUCAGUGGAUUGACCCAAACCGAAUGGCAGCAUCGGCACACUGCGCAAUCGAUUGAAACACAGAGCACCAGCUCCGAGGAACUGGUCCCGAGCCCUCCGUCUCCACUUCCUCCCCCUCGGGUGUACAAGCCCUGCUUCGUCUGCCAGGACAAGUCAUCGGGGUACCACUACGGGGUCAGCGCCUGCGAGGGGUGUAAGGGGUUUUUCCGCAGAAGUAUUCAGAAGAACAUGAUUUACACUUGUCACCGAGAUAAGAACUGUGUUAUUAAUAAAGUCACCAGGAAUCGAUGCCAGUACUGUCGACUCCAGAAGUGCUUUGAAGUGGGAAUGUCCAAAGAAUCGGUCAGGAAUGACAGAAACAAGAAAAAGAAGGAGCCUUCGAAGCAGGAAUGCACGGAGAGCUACGAAAUGACGGCCGAGCUGGACGAUCUCACGGAGAAGAUCCGGAAAGCCCACCAGGAAACCUUCCCCUCGCUCUGCCAGCUGGGCAAGUACACCACGAAUUCCAGUGCCGACCAUCGAGUUCGACUGGAUCUGGGCCUCUGGGACAAAUUCAGUGAACUGGCUACCAAGUGCAUUAUUAAGAUCGUGGAGUUUGCUAAACGUCUGCCAGGCUUCACUGGCUUGACCAUCGCAGACCAAAUCACCCUGUUGAAGGCGGCCUGUUUGGACAUCCUGAUUCUGAGAAUCUGCACCAGGUAUACCCCAGAGCAAGACACCAUGACGUUUUCGGACGGCCUGACCCUGAAUCGAACCCAGAUGCACAACGCCGGGUUCGGCCCCCUGACCGACCUCGUGUUCACCUUUGCCGGCCAGCUUCUGCCUCUGGAGAUGGACGACACGGAGACAGGCCUUCUCAGCGCCAUCUGCUUGAUCUGUGGAGACCGUCAGGACCUUGAGGAACCAACAAAAGUAGAUAAGCUACAAGAACCAUUGCUGGAAGCACUAAAAAUUUAUAUCAGAAAGAGACGACCCAGCAAGCCUCACAUGUUUCCAAAGAUCCUCAUGAAAAUCACAGAUCUCCGCAGCAUCAGUGCUAAAGGUGCAGAACGUGUAAUUACCUUGAAAAUGGAAAUUCCUGGCUCGAUGCCCCCUCUCAUUCAGGAAAUGCUGGAGAAUUCUGAAGGACAUGAACCCUUGACCCCAAGCUCGAGUGGGAACACAGCAGAGCACAGUCCCAGCACCUCGCCCAGUUCCGUGGAGAACAGCGGUGUCAGUCAGUCACCACUGCUGCAAUAAGACACUUUCUAGCCACUUCCAACAUUCCCCAGUACCUUCACUCCUGGGAUUUAAAAUGCAAGGAAAAAAACAUUUUUACUGCUGCUUAGUUUUUGGACUGAAAAUAUAUUCAAACUCAAGAAGGACCAAGAAGUUUUCAUAUGUAUCAGUAUAUACCCCUCACUGUCUUACCUAGAAGUACAAACUUUUUAAAUUCUAAAAAUCAAUCAGCCAUUUCAUGCAACCGAAAACCAGUUAAAAGCUUCUAUUCUCCUCUGUGAACACUCAAGAUUGCAUGGCAAAGACCCAGUCAAAAUGACUUACCCCUGGUUAAGUUUCUGAAGACUCUGUACAUACAGAAGUAUGGCUGUUCUCUCUCUCCUAUACGUUUGGUGCUUUCCUUUUGUCUUGCAUACUCCAAAUAACCAAGACACCAAGGUUAUGAAACAGAUUACUGUACAUGUCCAGUUAAGAAAGGGUCAAAAAGAUAAUUCUCUUGCCUUCGCAGAUCAAGACGUCAAGGUAAGGAAGUGGGACUGUCGUACAGUGUGGCAAGAUAAGGCUAAAGGUGUUCUACUUUAGUUAGUGUAGAAGCUUGUCCUUGCUCUCUGGAUGCUCUCAGACCGCAUCUUUUCUUUCAUGUUGCCCAGUGAAGUAUACGACAAAUUCGCUGCACUAGCAGAAGAGAAUUCUGUAUCAGUGUAACUGCCAGUUCAGGUAUCAAAUGUCAUUUGUUCAAUUGUGGAUGUCACUUUAAAUUAAAAGUGGUUUAUUACUUGUUUAAUGACAUAACUACACAAUUUUUUUUUAAAAGAUACAUUUUUACAGUAAUGAUAGCCUCCAAGGCAAACACUUUUCAGUGUUAAUAUAAGUUUUUGUUUACCUAUUCACAAGCCAUUAGGGAGGUUUCAUGGGAUAAUGACGGGCUGGUCUCUCACCUGCACCGUGUAACUAACUCUGUAUCCUUCCUGAUUCCCGCUUGAUACUGGGGGCCUUUGCGUUGCCUCCCCAAAGUCACCGGUAGAGAAUCUGCGUCCUCUGGCCUGGUUCAGUCACUACGAACAGAGUGGAGGCUGGGGUGGAGUGGGGGUGGAGUGGUUAACAGACCCAAGUAUCUGUCUGUCAGUUUCUUAGUUCUCAUUUAAGCACUAGUGGAAAAUUUUUUUUUUUUUGAUAUAUUAGCAAGUCUGUGAUGUACUUUCACUGGCUCUGUUUGUACAUUGAAAUUGUUUAACGAUGCUUCUUUCUAUGUUCAUAUACUGUUUACCUUUUUCCAUGGAGUCUCCUGGCAAAGAAUAAAAUAUAUUUAUUUUAAA